Molecule: messenger RNA, 4102 nt
Organism: Periophthalmus magnuspinnatus
Lineage: Eukaryota; Metazoa; Chordata; Actinopteri; Gobiiformes; Gobiidae
Product: enteropeptidase
Exons: 28
Coding region: 153-3257 (1034 amino acids)
Biological process (GO): proteolysis
Cellular component (GO): membrane
Molecular function (GO): protein binding; serine-type endopeptidase activity
Source: RefSeq, a predicted model, not a curated record
UCACGUUUCCUCCUCUGGCAAGAUUCAUAUUCAUACAGGAGCUGAAAGGUAAAUGUUCAUAUACGAUUUGGAAUUGAACCUUCAUCCUUCUGCUCUGGUGUUUCUCCUGAAUUUCUCCUGUUUGAAGACUCCUCUGACACAGUGGGAGCAGGAUGAGGAAGUUCUCGUCUCUGGAGAUGUUCCUCAGCCUCAUCGUGGUUCUUCUGGUCCUCUGCUCCAUCGGCCUUGCUGUCAUCGGCUUCAUCAGUGUCCAAAAGACAGGAGCAGAUGAGGUCUUGUUCUUGGGGAACAUGAGACUCUCUGGAGGAGCACACUUCUCUGAGGACCUCACAAACUCCUCCUCGCCAUACUUCAAAACUCUGGCCUUCGACGUCCAGCAACUGGUGAGCAAGGCCUAUUCUCUGAGUGACCUCAAGCUCCAGUUCAAGUCCUGCUCCGUGCUCUACUUCAGUAAUGGCAGCGUUGUGGUGACCUUUGACCUGCGCUUCCUACCUCCUAUGAGUGCAGCAGAGGCGGAGCAACAGCUGGGGGCGGGGCUUCAACUUGUUCAGGACUCUGGAUUGGUUAUUGAUCUGAGCAGCAUCGGAGUGACAGACAAAGGAGGUGUUUCGACCACCUCUGUGACCCCUCACACCUCUGUGACCCCUCACACCUCUGUGACCCCUCACACCUCUGUGAGCCCCAGCUCUUCUCCAGCUUCCUGCCCGGAGGGUCACAUGACCUGCUCUGACGGCUCAGGCUGCGUUCUGAUCGAUCGAUUCUGUGACGGACGCGAUGACUGUCCCGAUGGGUCUGAUGAAGACCAGCACACCUGUGCAACGUCAUGUGAUGGUCAGUUCCUGCUCCAGGGCCCCAAUGGCUCCUUCACUUCCUCUGUGGGUGGGAACUACAGCAGUUCCACUUCCUGUCGCUGGAUCCUCAGGGUGGAGCCAGGCCUGUCAAUCAGAGUGGACUUCCUGUUCUUUGAGACGGAGGAGGGAAGGGACUUCCUGCGGCUGUUCGAGGGCGUGGGGGCAGACCGGCAACUCAUUGCUGACCUCUCAGGCUCCACCCCUCCAGGAAGAGUGUGGCUCCUGAGUGACCAAUCAACAGUGGAGUUUGUGUCAGAUGACCUGGGCGAGAGGCGGGGCUUCAGGGCCACAUUCAACGCUGAGAAUUUAACCGACAUCAGCAACGAGCAGAGGCUGAGCUGUUCCUUUGAGGACGGGUGGUGCUUCUGGAGACAAGACCCAGACCAGGACCAGGACUGGAUCAGGACAAGAGGAAACUCCUUUCCCCCUGGGACUGGACCCAGCGUGGACCACACCACAGGAUCCAGCUCAGGGUUUUACGUGUCGACUCCGGUCAGUCCCGGGUCUUGGUUGAAGACUUUCCGGAUCCUGAGUCUUCCUUUGAGACCAUCCUCUGGCAACUCCUGUCUGUCCUUCUGGUACCACAUGUUCGGAACAGACGUCUUUUUUCUCAGAGUCCUGCUCCUCCGGCCGGACGGCUCAAAUCAGCUCCUGUUCCAGAAACGUGGCGACUUCGGGGACACCUGGUACCAAGGCCAAGUCCAGCUCAAAGACUACAGCCACGGACAGGUGGCAUUCGAGGCUCAGAAAAAUGGCGGCAUGUUGAAUGACAUCGCUCUUGAUGACAUUACUUUUACAUCACUGCCUUGUGGCCCCGCCCCUCCAGAGCCCACCAAUGUCCCACCGCCGACCACGCCUGCCCCCCUCCCAGCCGACUGUGGAGGACCCUUCGAUCUCUAUGACAACGGCACUUUCACAUCCCCCAUCUACCCCAAUUACUAUGGCAACAAGGCCAACUGUCUGUGGAGGCUUCACUGUGACUCAGGGAAAAAUCUUCAGCUUCAUUUCGUGGACUUUGACCUGGAGAUGUUCUACGACACUUUGGAGAUCAGAGACGGACCAGACCCGGACUCUACACUGCUGGAUGUGUUCACCGGAAACAAAGGCCCUGCUCAUGACAUCUUCUCUUCGACCAAUCAGAUGUCUCUGUUGUUCCUGACGGACAGCUCAAACUCGGGCAGAGGUUUUAAAGCAAACUUCACCUGUGGGGUCAAUUUGGGGUCACCAGAUCCAUGCUCCUCGGGACAGUUCCAGUGUGUCUCUGGUCUCUGUGUCUCCGCUGAGUCUGAGUGUGACGGACACUUGGACUGUCCAGAUGGGACUGAUGAGGCCCACUGUGUGUUCCUGGACUCGAAGCGUCUUCAGUUUCAGAUUAGCUCCUUAAACUUCUCCGUCUGUUCGUCCGCCUGGAGCCAGCCUCUGUCCGACUUCACCUGCAGAUACCUGGGGCACAGGUCUGGACUGUGGACGUCGGUCACAUCUCGUCCUGAAGAUUCCCCGUUUGUCUCUGUGUCUGUGACUAACAACAGCAUCCACACAAAUAUAGUGGAGAACUGUAAGAGCAUGGUGUCUCUGAGCUGCAGCAACCUCCCCUGUGGAGUCCGACAGGUGAACGCUACGUCUGAGUUUGACCAAUCAGAGCAGAGAGGAGACUCAGACAGCCAAUCAGAGGACUCGGAAAGUGGGAGGAUUGUGGGCGGAGUUGAUGCAGCAAAAGGGGCGUGGCCUUGGAUGGUGUCUCUUCAUUGGUCGGGUCGUCAUGUGUGUGGAGCUUCUCUGAUUGAUGGAGACUGGCUGCUGACCGCCGCCCACUGCGUCUAUGGGAAGAACAUGCAUGUGGAGCGAUGGAGUGCCCUGCUGGGGCUCACCGUCCAGUCACAGUCCUCUGCUCCCGAGGUGCAGUCUCGGCUAAUCAGACGCAUCAUCAUGCACCCGCUGUACGACCGGCGAAUCAAACGCGCCGACAUCGCUCUAAUGCAGCUGCAGGAGACAGUCAGCUUCAGCGAUUACAUUCAGCCAGUGUGUCUCCCUGAACCAGGACAGGACCCACCCCCCGGGACUCUCUGCCACAUCACUGGCUGGGGACGCCUGGCGAGUGGAGGCCCUCUCCCUGACGUUCUGCAGGAGGCCGUGGUUCCUCUGGUUUCUCAGUCUUUGUGUCAGGAGCAGCUGCCUCAGUACAACAUCUCAGACCUGAUGCUGUGUGCAGGACGGGAACAGGGUGGCACCGACACCUGCCAGGGAGACUCUGGAGGUCCUCUGAUAUUCAUGCAGAGCGGUCACGGGAUUCAGAUCGGUGUGACAUCAUUCGGCGCCGGCUGCGGAGAGCCUCAGAGUCCUGGAGUUUACGCACGAGUCUCUGCGUUCACUUCCUGGAUCGUCCAGACCCGACGGUCGCAUGCCUGAAAAUACAGCUGUGACCAGAGGACUACCAAUCUCACAACUCUGCCCAGAGGACUAAAACUCUGCCCAGAGGACUACAACUCUGCCCCGAGUUGCUCGAGGACUACAAAUCUCAAAGUUCAUUGUAAAUAGUAAAUAUAACCCUACAGUUCCUUAAGGUGGUUUUCAGAUUGCAGACUACUUUACAAAUGUUGAACCUGAUCAUUUCUAUUAAUAAUUUCCAGUAAAAUCACGCUAGAGGUGUUGUACAUGUGUCUCCGUGGUAACUGCUGAACAUCCUGGCACAGAAAUACAAUGCACAUAUUAGUAAACACAGCCAACAAAAGUUGUCUGAAAACUUCAGUGUUUAUGGCCUUGUUUAGGAGUUUGAUUUUGAACAGAAAGGUGAGUGUGUCCAACUGAAAAACUGUUAGCUAAUGCUAGCUAGCUUGUGACUGUGAUGUUAUUUGAGAGGGACUUGUUUAACAGCACAAAUCAUCUCACCUGUUGUAUUUCCAACCACGUCAGCUCUUCUUGGUCAGAUUGUGUUAAAACAAAGCUCAAAUCAAAAUCAAAUGACGCCUUAGACAGAGCAGUGCCUACAGUUAGCAUCACACCCCCAGAGAAUGUUGAUGAUGUCAUCUGUGUUAAAUACGAUUGGCCCGUGGAAUGUGACGAUGUCAUCUGUGUUAAAUACGAUUGGCCCGUGGAAUGUGACGAUGUCAUCUGUGUUAAAUACGAUUGGCCCGUUGAAUGUGGUGAUGUCAUCUGAAAUAUAUCCACAGAUUUAAUCUGAUUUCGUGUGGCCAGGUGCAGAAUGAAUGGUCCAGACACCAGCAGCUCCAAAAAAUAAUGUCCCCUGCAGGUGA